Molecule: messenger RNA, 1496 nt
Organism: Poeciliopsis prolifica (blackstripe livebearer)
Lineage: Eukaryota; Metazoa; Chordata; Actinopteri; Cyprinodontiformes; Poeciliidae
Gene: ubxn1
Product: UBX domain protein 1
Exons: 10
Coding region: 48-959 (303 amino acids)
Molecular function (GO): protein binding
Source: RefSeq, a predicted model, not a curated record
AUGACUUUCCGUACUGAUGAAUUGUUGUAGCAGGUUGAUGUGUCAAAAUGGCAGAGCUAACAACACUGGAGAGCCUUCUGGAGAUGGGCUUUGGCAGAAACAGAGCGGAGAAAGCUGUGGCCAAUACAGGGAACCAGGGGAUAGAGCAAGCCAUGGACUGGUUGAUGGAACAUGAGAACGAUCCAGACAUCGACGAGCCGUACGUUCCUCCGGCUGGGAACGUUUUAGGAGAAGAGGCAGAUCAGACGACAGCAGGGGACUCAGGUGAAGUGCCAGAAAUCGCAGAGGGAGAUGAAUUAUACUCCGACAACCCAGAGGCUUCGAAACGACCGAUGUCGGAGGAGGAGAAACGUGAGCAGGUCAAGAGACUAGAGGAGCUGAUGCGAGUGAAGCAAGCGGAGAGGAGGGAGCGCGAGCGAGCCGAGGAGGUGGAGCGGGAAAAGCAGCGGAGGAGGCAGGGCCAGGAGCUGCAGCAGAUCCGGCAGAAGAUUCAGGACGACGAGAUGAAGAAACUGGCAGAUCAGCGGAGGAGAGAGAAGAUGGAGGACAAGCUGGCUAGGCAAAGGGUUAAAGACAAAAUCGCACGAGACCGAGAGGAGAGAGCACAGAAGUUUGGAGGUGGUGCACCUCCAAGCACCGGGACAUCCACCCAGCCCACCCCGCCCAGUCCGUCGUCACCCACGGGUCAGGGGCCCCCGCCCACAAAGAAGGAGUAUGAUGAGUCCAGGAUACAGGUUCGUCUGCUGGACGGCUCCACCAUCAACACGGUGUUCAAGGCCCAGGAGCCGCUGGCGGCGGUGCGCGUCUACGUGCAGAUGAACGGCAACACACCCGAUGGUCAGGACUUCACGCUGCUGUCGCCGUAUCCACGCCACGUUUACACCGAACUGGACAUGGAGAAGCCUCUCAAAGAGCUGGGUUUGGUGCCUUCAGCUGUGCUGGUUGUUACCAAAAAGUGAGAUGGAUCAGCUCUGUGAGCCUACCUCACCUCUACCACGACGUCGACACGAGAACCGAGCGAUCCAGGAACCGAGCUGCCAUCUGCUAGUAUCACUCACAAAGCCAGCUAGCUGAACCGAAGCAGAGAAGCAGUGAAGCUGCAUUCAGACACAUUGGAGCUCCUCUGAAUUUGAUCUGAGUUUUUGUUUGGGAAGACUGACUGAAUGCAGCUUCAGAUCUGCUGCAGGCGUUGAACUGGACCUUCGACCUCAGCCGGUCGAGCUGAAGAUAGCUGCCUUCUGACUGAUACUUCCCUAAGGAACUCUGCUUGUGGUUUCAACACAUUUAUUAAAAAAAUGCACAGAACAAAGUUUUAACUCGAUCCUUGUAUUGCUAAAGAAUACGUGCUAAAGUGGUUCUGAAAGGGCCUUAAGUUUAUUUCCUGGAAUCUUCCCGACUUUGUGACGUUAUACUUUCAUUUUUUUAAUGAGUUCAGAUUUGCUGAAAGCUGUGUCCACGAGGAAACCGAUUACAAUAAAACUAGCUGGGAGAAUCGA